Syngnathus typhle (broad-nosed pipefish) is the source of this 4378-nucleotide messenger RNA. It is a transcript of the gene atp2b2, whose product is annotated as ATPase plasma membrane Ca2+ transporting 2. Gene Ontology annotation, molecular function: P-type calcium transporter activity; PDZ domain binding; ATP binding. The transcript has 23 exons. The record is from RefSeq and is a predicted model, not a curated record. Gene Ontology annotation, biological process: calcium ion transmembrane transport; regulation of cytosolic calcium ion concentration. Gene Ontology annotation, cellular component: intracellular membrane-bounded organelle; postsynaptic density membrane. Lineage: Eukaryota; Metazoa; Chordata; Actinopteri; Syngnathiformes; Syngnathidae. Bases 1 to 3831 code for a protein of 1276 amino acids.
AUGGGAGACAUGUCCAAUAGCGACUUCUAUGCCAAGAACCAAAGAAAUGAGGGCGCCAACCACGCGGCGGGCUUCGGCUGCUCGCUCAUGGAGCUGCGCUCGCUCAUGGAGCUUCGCGGCACCGAGGCGGUGGUCAAGCUUCAGGAAGACUAUGGGGGAGUUGAGGGACUGUGCAAACGACUGCAAACCUCACCCACGGAAGGCGGGUUAUCUGGUACUGAUAUAUCCAUGACACUGUAUCCCAUUGGGAUGGAGUCUUGGAAGAAGCGCUUGUAUUCAGACCACAAGGAUGGACUCACGGGUGCGCAAGGUGACUUGGACAAGAGGAAAGAAGAGUUUGGGAAAAACCUGAUACCUCCAAAGAAGCCAAAAACUUUCCUGCAGCUGGUAUGGGAGGCCCUGCAGGACGUCACCCUCAUCAUCCUGGAGGUUGCCGCUCUCAUCUCACUUGGCCUCUCCUUCUACCACCCACCUGGGGAGACCAGCGGAGAGUCUUGCGGCUCGAUGUCGGGCGGCGUGGAGGACGAGGGCGAGGCGGAGGCGGGCUGGAUCGAGGGCGCCGCCAUUCUCUUGUCGGUGGUUUGCGUGGUGCUGGUGACCGCCUUCAACGACUGGUCCAAGGAGAAGCAGUUUCGCGGGCUGCAAAGCCGCAUCGAGCAGGAGCAGAAGUUCCAGGUCGUCCGCGGAAGCCAAGUCAUCCAGCUGCCCGUAUCGGACAUACUGGUGGGCGACAUCGCACAAAUUAAAUAUGGUGAUUUGCUCCCUGCCGACGGAGUGUUGAUCCAAGGCAACGACCUGAAGAUUGACGAGUCGUCGCUGACCGGAGAGUCUGAUCAUGUGAAAAAGGCCGCAGAUAAAGACCCCAUGUUGUUGUCUGGGACCCAUGUGAUGGAAGGCUCGGGGCGCAUGCUGGUGACCGCGGUGGGCGUUAACUCUCAGACUGGAAUUAUCUUCACCCUGCUCGGCGCUGGCGUGGAGGAAGAGGAGAAGAAAGAAAAGAAAGACUGCUCGCAUCCCCCCAUCCACCCCAUUGCCACUAUUGCCACGGAUGGGGCGGCGGGCUUUAACGCCCCAGGCAGUGCCAACCUUAUUAAUGGUAAAAUGCAAGAUGGCAAUAUGGAGAGCAACCAGAUUAAAGUCAAGAAGCAGGAUGGCGCGGCGGCUAUGGAGAUGCAGCCUCUUAAAAGCGCAGAGGGGGGCGAGGAGGAGAAGGAGCGGAAAAAGGUGUCCAUUCCUAAGAAGGAGAAGUCAGUGCUGCAAGGGAAGCUCACCAAGCUGGCUGUACAGAUUGGCAAAGCAGGUUUGCUCAUGUCGGCCAUCACAGUCAUCAUCCUGGUGUUGUACUUCGCCAUCGACGCCUUUGUCAUCCAGAAGCGUCCUUGGCUGCCCGAAUGCACGCCCAUCUACAUCCAGUACUUCGUCAAGUUCUUCAUCAUCGGCGUGACCGUGCUGGUGGUCGCCGUGCCCGAAGGUUUGCCACUGGCCGUCACCAUCUCUCUGGCCUACUCCGUUAAGAAAAUGAUGAAGGACAACAACCUCGUGCGUCAUCUGGACGCGUGCGAGACGAUGGGCAACGCCACCGCCAUCUGCUCCGACAAGACGGGCACGCUCACCACCAACCGUAUGACGGCGGUGCAGUGUUACAUCGGCGACGUGCACUACAAGGAGAUCCCCGAGCCGGGGGUCCUGCCUCCCAAAUCGCUGGACCUGCUUGUCAAUUCCAUCUCCAUCAACAGCGCCUACACCACCAAAAUUCUCCCCCCGGAUAAGGAAGGCGGUCUGCCGAAACAGGUGGGCAAUAAGACGGAGUGUGGCCUGCUGGGAUUGGUGCUGGACCUGAAGCGAGAUUACCAGCCAAUCAGGAAUCAGAUCCCAGAGGAGAAACUCUACAAAGUGUAUACUUUCAACUCGGUGCGGAAGUCCAUGAGCACUGUCAUCAAAUUGGCCGACGGGAGUUUCCGCAUGUACAGCAAGGGAGCGUCUGAGAUCGUCCUAAAAAAAUGCAGCAACAUUCUGAACGAGGUGGGCGAGCCUCGCGUUUUCCGCCCACGGGACAAGGACGAGAUGGUGAAGAAGGUGAUCGAGCCCAUGGCCUGCAACGGCCUGAGGACCAUCUGCGUGGCAUAUCGCGAUUUCUCCAACGACCCCGAGCCUAACUGGGAAGACGAAAACAACAUCCUCAGCAACCUCACGGCCAUUUGCGUCGUCGGGAUCGAAGACCCCGUCAGGCCAGAGGUGCCGGAUGCCAUUCGGAAGUGCCAGCGCGCGGGCAUCACCGUUCGCAUGGUGACCGGCGACAACAUAAAUACGGCUAGGGCCAUUGCCAUCAAGUGCGGCAUUAUCCAUCCCGGGGAGGACUUCCUCUGCAUUGAUGGCAAGGAGUUCAACAGGAGGAUCCGCAACGAAAAAGGAGAGGUGGAGCAGGAACGCAUUGAUAAGGUUUGGCCGAAACUGCGCGUCCUGGCCAGAUCCUCCCCGACUGACAAACACACACUGGUUAAAGGUAUUAUUGACAGCACCAUGGUGGAACAGAGGCAGGUGGUGGCGGUGACGGGCGACGGGACCAAUGACGGGCCGGCCCUGAAGAAGGCUGAUGUCGGCUUUGCCAUGGGCAUCGCCGGCACCGACGUGGCCAAGGAGGCGUCCGACAUCAUCCUGACCGACGACAACUUCAGCAGCAUCGUCAAGGCGGUGAUGUGGGGCCGCAACGUCUACGACAGCAUCUCUAAGUUCCUCCAGUUCCAGCUCACUGUCAACGUGGUCGCCGUCAUCGUGGCAUUCACAGGCGCCUGCAUCACACAGGACUCCCCCCUGAAAGCAGUCCAGAUGCUUUGGGUCAACCUGAUCAUGGACACGUUCGCCUCGCUGGCCCUGGCCACCGAGCCCCCCACCGAGUCCCUGCUCAAGAGGAGGCCAUACGGACGCAACAAGCCUCUCAUCUCCAGCACCAUGACCAAGAACAUUCUGGGACACGGCGUCUAUCAGCUCGUCGUCAUCUUUCUCCUCCUUUUCGUCGGUGAGCAGAUCUUUGACAUUGACAGCGGGCGCAACGCCCCCCUCCACGCGCCUCCCUCGGAGCACUACACCAUCAUCUUCAACACCUUCGUCAUGAUGCAGCUCUUUAAUGAGAUCAACGCCCGUAAGAUACACGGCGAGCGCAACGUCUUUGAGGGCAUCUUCAGGAACCCCAUCUUCUGCUCCAUCGUUUUCGGCACCUUCGCCGUACAGAUAAUAAUUGUACAGUUUGGAGGGAAACCUUUCAGCUGCCAACCUCUGGACCUGGAGAAAUGGAUGUGGUGUGUUUUCCUCGGCCUGGGGGAACUCGUGUGGGGGCAGGUGAUCGCCACAAUACCCAACAGCAAGCUACGCUUCCUAAGGCGGGCCGGCCAGCUCAGCCAAAAGGACGAACACCAAGAGGAGGACGUAAACGAAGAUAACGAGGAGAUCGACCAUGCGGAGAGGGAGCUGAGGAGAGGCCAGAUCCUCUGGUUCCGGGGACUCAACCGGAUUCAGACUCAGAUCCGCGUCGUGAACGCAUUCCGCAGCUCCCUCUACGAAGGCCUGGAGAAGCCCGACUCCCGCACCUCCAUCCACAACUUCAUGACGCAGCCCGAGUUUAGGAUAGAGGACUCCACGCCCAACAUCCCGCUCAUCGACGACACGGACGACGACUCGGCUCGCCGAAGGGGGAAGUACUCUAGCCAGCCGACGUCGCCCAACAAGAACAACAACGCAAUCGACAGCGGCAUCAACCUCACCAUCGACACCAGUAAAUCGGCGGCAUCAUCCAGCCCCGCCAGCCCUUUGCACAGCUUGGAGACCAGUCUCUAACCUCAUGGUUUCAGAACCUUCAUCUCUCCUUAAGUAAUCGGUACGCACGAUCCCCCCCCCCCCUAAAAAAAAAAAAAAAAGAUUAAGUAGAAGCGAAACGGCCAUCUUGCAUUUGUGGUUGUCUCGCUCUUGCGAUGGAGCAAACUGACGACAAUGAGGCAGAAGACAAAUACUGGAACCAUCUCUCUCCUCGUAAUUAUAUUCAGAUUAAUAUUAUUGUUAUAUUAUUAUUGUCACUCCUGCAUGAACGUACAUUGCCCGAGUUUUAUUUCAAAGGGUUCUACCCCUACACUCCCGUUUGGAUUCUUUUGCGGUGGACGUGAGGGACAUCUUGCUCCUCUUCUUCUCCUCCUUCUGCGUGGCAUGAUCACAUGACAUUUGAUCAUGUGACCGGGUGCCAGGGCUCAACUUGCACAGCAGCUUUGCACCUCCACCCCACCACCCAUCCAAAAAAGAAAAGAGGAGCGCAAAAAUAAUACAACGGCGUUUUACGAGCAUUUACGGGAUUAUAUUCUAUAAAUAUGAACACAUAAAUAUAUUUACAGUA